AUGACUAAUAUAUUUCAUGACAUGAUACACAGAGAGAUUGAGGUUUAUAUAGAUGAUGUAAUCAUAAAGUCAAAGAAGCAGUCCGACCAUGUCAAGGAUUUGAAAAAGUUUUUCCAAAGGCUCCGUAUGUAUAAUCUCAAGCUCAAUCCAACUAAAUGUGCAUUGGGUGUCCCAUCCGGGAAACUGCUAGGAUUCAUGGUCAGUCGACGCAGUAUUGAGUUGGAUCUGUCAAUGAUGAAGGCCAUCCAGGAGCUACCACCACCCAAGAAUAAAACUGAGGUGAUGAUCUUGCUUGGAAGGUUAAAUUACACCAGCAGGAUUCAUAAUGAGAUUACCGAUGCCCUGGCUAUUAUGGCUUCAAUGCUACAUCAUCCAGAUAAGGCUUAUGUUGACCCUGUGCAUAUCCAAGUCCGUGAUCAUCAUGCCUAUUGUAAUAUGGUUGAAGAGGAACUUGAUGAUAAACCUUGGUUCCAUGAUAUCAAGGAAUACAUCAAGUCCGGGGUAUAUCUGGUACAUGCCACAGGUGUUCAACAGAGAACCAUUCGACGUCUGGCUAGUGGUUUUUUCUUAAAUGGAGGAAUCUUGUACAGUAGGACUCCAGACCUAGGACUACUGAGGUACGUAGAUGCUAAGGAAGCUUCAACUAUCAUGAAUGAAAUACAUUCUUGA
Molecule: messenger RNA, 669 nt
Organism: Nicotiana tabacum (common tobacco)
Lineage: Eukaryota; Viridiplantae; Streptophyta; Magnoliopsida; Solanales; Solanaceae
Source: RefSeq, a predicted model, not a curated record